AUGCCUAGCAUCCCGUUUAUCGGGCGAUUGCACCUCCAGGAGUAUCUGGCUCUGCUUGGUUCUUUUGUCUUGAUCGGUCUGGAAGUCAUAAUCAGAGGCAUCACCCUAGCCCUACCAGGUCCCAUUAUCCGCUUCUUCUACAAUCUUUCGCGUAAAAUAUUCAAUUCACUCUCGGGUGCCCAAGGCCGUAGGUCGCGGAACCGGAAGAAGGCCAUUUCAUCACCCAUCGCACAAGCUUCCGACUUUGUUGAGCUAUGUGAGCUCUUCGGAUAUUAUGCCGAGGAGCAUAUUGUCCAGACCAAGGAUGGGUACCUACUGGGUCUGCACCGUCUCGGCUGGAAGCGUGGUGAAGAGGAUCAGAGGGUCAACAGUGGAGAGGGCAGCAUUCAGAAGAAGGUCGUCUACCUUCACCAUGGUCUUAUGAUGAACAGCGAGGUCUGGGUUUGUCUGACUGAGAAGGAGCGUUGCCUACCUUUUGUCCUCGUUGACCAAGGAUAUGAUGUCUGGCUUGGCAACAACCGUGGUAACAAGUAUUCCAAGAAGAACGUCCAUCACUCUCCCACAAGUGCUGCUUUCUGGAAUUACUCCAUCGACCAGUUUGCCUUCCACGACAUUCCGGACACUAUUGAUUACAUCCUUGCCACGACUAGUCAAAAGUCACUUUCUUAUGUUGGCUUCUCUCAAGGAACCGCCCAAGCUUUUGCUACCCUCUCCAUCCAUCCUAAUCUGAAUGAAAAGGUCAACGUCUUUGUAGCUCUUGCACCUGCAAUGGCUCCUCCAGGCUUAGCUAUGGGUAUUGUCAGCUCCUUCAUCAAGGCAUCUCCAGAAGUUUUGUUCCUACUUUUCGGUCGCAAAGCAAUUUUGAGCAGUACCACCAUGUGGCAGGCAUUGCUCUAUCCCGGCAUUUUCUCUUGGGUCAUCGACAAGGCUCUGCUCUACCUGUUCGGCUGGCACGCAAAGAACAUCACCACACACCAGAAGCUGGCAGCUUAUCCGCACUUGUUCUCCUUCAGUAGCACCAAGUCGGUCGUCCACUGGCUCCAGAUUAUCAGGAACGAAACUUUCCAAAUGUUCGAUGACGAGGUGCAGGCCCCUUUGUCGAUUGCAUCUGGCGCAAAAUACUACAAGGUCGCCAAGUACCCUACUCGCAACAUCAAGACUCCGAUCGUCUUGGUAUAUGGUGGAAGUGACAGCUUGGUCGACAUCAAAAUCAUGCUUAAGGAGCUUCCCCGACAUACCGUGGCCAAAGAGAUCCCGCAUUACGAGCAUCUUGACUUCUUGUGGGCUGAGGAUGUGCACAAGCUGGUUAUACCGCAUGUCCUUGAAGCUUUGGAGUCAUACUCUACUGACGCAGGACGCAAG
Molecule: messenger RNA, 1362 nt
Organism: Aureobasidium pullulans EXF-150
Lineage: Eukaryota; Fungi; Ascomycota; Dothideomycetes; Dothideales; Saccotheciaceae
Product: alpha/beta-hydrolase
Exons: 2
Biological process (GO): lipid metabolic process
Molecular function (GO): hydrolase activity, acting on ester bonds
Source: RefSeq, a predicted model, not a curated record